AUGCCUUUGGGAUGCGGGCACGCGCGAGUGAUUGGCGUGUGGCGUGUGCAGGUGCCGGCGGGCAGCGAGCGCGGCCAGUGGGCGCUGCGCGUGGAGGGCCUGCAGCGGGCGGCGGGCGCCGGGCCGGCCUUCGUGUACGAGGCGCCGCUGCACUUCGCGCCCGACUUCCUCGCCAUCCUCGUGCAGACCACGCGCCCGGUCUACGCCGGCGGCCAAGUCGUUCGUUUUCGUGUGGUUCUGCUGACAGACGAAGUGAAGCCGUAUGAAGAGGCUGUGGACGUUUUUGUUGUAGACCCCGACGGCCUCAUCAUGCGGCGCUGGGUCUCCAUGUACAACAACAACGGGGUGAUCAGCCACCGCUUCCGGCUUCCGCGCAUGCCCAAGGACGGCGAGUGGCGCAUCCGCGUGCGCGCGCACGGCCAGCUGCAGGAGCAGCCGCUGCGCGUCGAGACCUACUUCCGGCCGCUGUUCGAGGUGCACGUGCACGCGCCGGCCUACCUGCCCGUCUCCACGGGCGACCUGCUCGCCACCGCGUGCGCGCGCUCCGACCUGCAGCGCGCGGCCCGCGGCAACGUCUCCUUCGCCCUGGGCGCGCGCCGCCGCCGCCCGCCGCCCGGCCACGCCCAGCCCGCGCGCCCGCCGCCCACCCCGCCGCUCGUGCCCGUCUGGGAGCACAGCGCCUUCCUCAAGGCGAACGGGUGCUACACGGUGUCGGUGCCGCUGGAGCUGGUGACGUCUGCGCUGGCGAGCGCGCCGGAGGGCGGUCGCGCGGGCGGCGCGUCGCUGGAGGACGUGGAGCUGCGGCUGGACGCGGCCGUCACCGACUCCUUCUUCGGCGAGACGGCGCGCGGCUUCACGCACACGCGCCUCGUGGGCGCCGCCGUGCGCAUGCGCUUCCUCGGCACGCGCCCGCUCGUCUUCUCGCCCGGCGCCGUCUUCGAGGGCCACGUGGUGGUGGAGCACGACGACAAGGAGCCGCUGCCGGCGGCGCGGCUCGAGGCGGCGUCGCUGCGCGUGCACGCGUACCACCCCGAGGACGACGUGGAGGACAACGAGGUGGUUGUGGACGGCGAGGAGGGCCUCCGCCCUGAAGGCGACGACGUCGACGACGCCCUCAACACGCGCGCCGCCGCUGAGCGCUUUCGUCGCGACGGCGUCUUCCGCUUCCGCUUCCAG
Molecule: messenger RNA, 1176 nt
Organism: Gryllus bimaculatus (two-spotted cricket)
Lineage: Eukaryota; Metazoa; Arthropoda; Insecta; Orthoptera; Gryllidae
Source: the annotation of a GenBank genome assembly